This is a messenger RNA of Armigeres subalbatus, 2133 nucleotides long. It is a transcript of the gene Mccc2, whose product is annotated as probable methylcrotonoyl-CoA carboxylase beta chain, mitochondrial. Lineage: Eukaryota; Metazoa; Arthropoda; Insecta; Diptera; Culicidae. Gene Ontology annotation, cellular component: methylcrotonoyl-CoA carboxylase complex; mitochondrion. The transcript has 3 exons. Gene Ontology annotation, biological process: L-leucine catabolic process. Bases 123 to 1871 code for a protein of 582 amino acids. The record is from RefSeq and is a predicted model, not a curated record. Gene Ontology annotation, molecular function: methylcrotonoyl-CoA carboxylase activity.
GUUGACGUUCGUCGUGUUGUUGCGCCUGUGCGCUUCGCUUAUCAUUAUCGUAAUUACGCUCGUCGUGCGCUUUUUCUCCUUCUACUUGGAGUAUUUACAUAAUAUCUCAUUUCUUGCAAAGAAUGCUUUCGAAGGCAAGGUUUCUUAUAUCUAAUUUGUCCCCGCUGCGGCUCCGGUUUCAACAAUCAUGUCGUGCUCUUCAUAUCUCCGAGGCGAACGUUCUAACGACCGAAGUGAAUCGUCAAGCACCGGAAUUCAAGGAAAAUGACACGCAGAUGCGCGACUUGGUUGGCAACUUACGAUCCAUUACUGAGAAUGUGCUAAAUGGGGGUGGCCCAGAGGCCAUCAAGCGCCACACCAGUAAAGGAAAGCUUUUGGCCAGAGAUCGUAUUAACAAGUUAAUUGAUCCAGGCUCGCCAUUUUUGGAACUGAGUACUCUGGCUGGAUACGAGAUGUACGGCAAGGAUGUCGUCAACGCCGCUGGAAUAAUCACCGGUGUAGGCCGGGUGCAGGGCGUUGAUUGUGUGAUUGUUGCCAAUGAUGCCACGGUCAAGGGAGGCAGUUAUUAUCCAAUAACGGUUAAAAAGCAUUUACGUGCACAGGAAAUCGCCCAGGAGAAUAACUUACCCUGCAUUUAUCUCGUGGAUUCGGGCGGCGCGAAUCUGCCUCGCCAAGCGGAUGUGUUCCCAGAUAAGACGCACUUCGGGAGAAUAUUCUUCAAUCAGGCAAACAUGUCUGCGCAAGGAAUUCCUCAGAUAGCUGUUGUGAUGGGAUCUUGUACCGCUGGGGGGGCUUACGUGCCAGCGAUGGCCGACGAAAGCAUCAUCGUCAAGAAACAGGGAACGAUUUUCCUGGCAGGGCCUCCGUUGGUGAAGGCCGCCACCGGCGAGGUGGUAUCGGCCGAAGAUCUUGGUGGAGCCGAUCUACACUGCCGAACGUCUGGAGUGACGGAUCACUAUGCGGUGGACGAUGAGCAUGCGCUCUAUUUGGCACGCCAGGUCGUGAUGAAUUUGAAUCGUCCCAGCGCGUAUGACGAAAAUGCCGGGUAUUCAACGAAGGCAAUGAUGAACCAUGAUCGUCUCAGCUUUUUACCGGAUCCCGAACCUCCAAAGUACGACCCGGAAGAGCUAUACGGAAUCGUUGGAGCCAACUUGACGCGAUCGUUCGAUGUGCGCGAAGUGAUUGCCCGUAUCUUCGAUGGCAGUCGGUUCACCGAAUUUAAGAAAUUCUACGGGGAGACGAUUGUUUGUGGGUAUGCUCGCUUGUACGGACAGUUGGUUGGUGUGGUCGGCAACAAUGGUGUGCUAUUUUCAGAGAGCGCCCUCAAGGGAGCACACUUCAUUGAGCUGUGUGCCCAGAAGAAGAUUCCGCUCAUCUUCCUUCAGAACAUUACGGGUUUCAUGGUGGGCAGGGAUGCCGAAGCUGGUGGAAUCGCCAAAAACGGUGCCAAAAUGGUGACGGCAGUUGCAUGUGCUAACGUACCAAAAUUGACACUUCUCAUCGGAGGCUCGUAUGGGGCUGGCAACUACGGUAUGUGCGGUCGUGCCUAUUCGCCGCGAUUCCUGUACAUGUGGCCAAACAGCCGUAUCUCCGUAAUGGGAGGUUCACAAGCUGCCGGAGUGCUUGCGCAGAUCACCGAAGAGCAGUACAAACGCACAGGGAAGCAGUGGACCGAGGAGAUAGGUAGCAAAAUCAAGGAACCAAUUAUCGAACAAUUCGAGAAGGAAGGCUCCCCCUACUAUAGUACUGCUAGACUUUGGGAUGAUGGUAUCAUCGAUCCGGUCGAUACAAGAAAGGUUCUCGGAUUGAGUUUGCAGGCGGCUUUGAACAAACCCAUCGGGGAUACCAAGUUCGGCAUUUUCAGAAUGUAAUCGAAUAUUAGAUCGUCAAACUACCUGAGUCUUCCAGUGCUAGGUAGCGUAACUAAAGUGCAUUUAUUAGAAGGUAAGAUAAAAAGGUUCUUAAUUGGAGUUUCAGGUAAACAAGUGUUAGGCAUCUUUUAAAGAACUUAGUACUAAAAACAUAAGAUGACAUUUAUUUACAUACCUACCAGAUGUUGCAUUUAAUGCCAUGUAUGUGUACUCAUAAUAGUGAUUGAAAUAAAUAUUACGAUUACAAAUGUUCAAAACAUUA